Plasmodium cynomolgi strain B is the source of this 714-nucleotide messenger RNA. RefSeq lists its product as hypothetical. The annotation marks the transcript as partial. NCBI's taxonomy places the organism in Eukaryota, Apicomplexa, Aconoidasida, Haemosporida, Plasmodiidae. The record is from RefSeq and is a predicted model, not a curated record. The transcript has a single exon.
CUAAUCAUUGACCCAACUUCAAUAGAAUUACCAUCACAAAUUUUCUAUCAUAAUUUGAAAUUUUCUAACGAAGAAUUAGAACAAGAUUUUAAAGAUUGUAAAUCACUGGAUUCUGUACCGAACACAGAUUCACAAAUUAUAAGAAUUUGUGAAAAGCUUGUAAACUACCUAAAAACUUAUUAUGAAGAAGAAGAUGUAGGCAAAUUUAAGGAUCAUCAUUGUAACCUUUUGAGCCAUUGGAUAUAUGAACAGUUGAAUAGAAAAUUUAAAGGUGAACUUACAAAAAUUACUCCAAUUUAUGCUAAAUUUCUUUUUAUAUUAAGCAAUAUUUUUAAAAAUCCAAAUGAAUCCAAAACCAUUGAUUGCCUGCGUAAUAUAAGUGUAUUUUCUCCAUACACUGACUGGAAACAUCGUAUGGAUCUUUAUGAUUAUUGUGUAGAUUAUGAUAAAAUUAUUGAAUUGGCUUUUUCUAGUUAUGAAAAAUGCAAAAAAUAUAAAGAAUACAUCGAAGAAAAAUUUCCACUCUAUGAUGAAUUUGAGAGAUUAUAUAUUCCAGCAUAUAAGAAAGAUGCUUUCUAUGAGAAAUGUAAAAAAUACGACCCGAAAAUCGUGAUAGAUAAAUUAAAUUGUGAAAAAAAGAUUUCAACGACCAGGAAAGUUAGAAGCAGAUUUACCUGGUCCUCGUUCAUUAGAUAUUACAGAUUUUUCCUGUAA